Messenger RNA from Trichoderma atroviride IMI 206040, 3174 nucleotides. RefSeq lists its product as uncharacterized. Gene Ontology annotation, molecular function: calcium ion binding; mannosyl-oligosaccharide 1,2-alpha-mannosidase activity. Gene Ontology annotation, cellular component: membrane; endoplasmic reticulum. The record is from RefSeq and is a predicted model, not a curated record. Gene Ontology annotation, biological process: mannose trimming involved in glycoprotein ERAD pathway; endoplasmic reticulum mannose trimming; carbohydrate metabolic process. NCBI's taxonomy places the organism in Eukaryota, Fungi, Ascomycota, Sordariomycetes, Hypocreales, Hypocreaceae.
AUGAUGCUAUUGGUGGUCGCAUUGCUAUGGCUAGGCCACUCACUGCUGCGGCCGGUAGGGGCCAUGCGCUCGGACUAUCUGGCUCAGCUGCGGCAGGACACGGUAGACAUGUUCUAUCAUGGGUAUAGCAACUAUAUGAAGCAUGCGUUUCCUGAAGAUGAGCUUCGCCCAAUAACAUGUACUCCCUUGACACGGGAUCCUCAUAAUCCUGGGCGCAUCAACUUGAACGAUGCGCUUGGCAACUACUCCUUGACUCUCAUAGACAGCCUGUCUACCCUUGCGAUCCUGGCUGGAGGGCCGCAGACCGGAUCUUAUACCGGACCGCAAGCUCUGAGCGACUUCCAAGAUGGGGUGGCCGAGUUUGUACGACACUAUGGAGAUGGAAGAUCGGGACCAUCCGGUGCUGGGAUACGUGCCAGGGGCUUCGAUCUGGAUAGCAAAGUCCAAGUGUUCGAGACGGUCAUCCGCGGCGUGGGAGGUCUGUUGAGUGCGCACUUAUUUGCUACUGGGGAGUUGCCCAUCACUGGAUACGUACCCAAGCCAGAGGGGGUCGCGGGCGAUGAUCCUCUGGAGUUGGCCCCUAUUCCGUGGCCGAGUGGGUUCAAGUAUGAUGGCCAGCUACUGAGGCUUGCUCUGGACCUUUCUGAAAGACUGCUUCCUGCAUUCUAUACCUCAACUGGCAUUCCAUAUCCUCGAGUCAAUCUCCGCAGUGGCAUCCCCUUUUAUGUCAACUCUCCCCUCCACCAACACUUGGUCCUGGAGGAGCAAAGUAGCAAUCCAGAGAUCACUGAGACCUGCAGUGCUGGAGCUGGAAGCCUCGUCCUUGAGUUUACUGUCCUGAGCAGACUGACGGGAGAUCCGAGGUUCGAGCAAUCCGCUAAGCGGGCUUUCUGGGAGGUGUGGCAUCGCAGGAGUGAAAUCGGCCUGAUUGGCAAUGGAAUUGAUGCGGAACGAGGGCUAUGGAUCGGUCCCCAUGCAGGCAUCGGCGCAGGCAUGGACAGCUUCUUCGAGUACGCGCUCAAAAGCCAUAUCCUUCUCUCGGGCCUUGGGAUGCCUAAUGCCUCUGCCUCGCACCGACAGAGCACGACCAGCUGGUUAGAUCCAAACUCUAUACACCCUCCUUUACCAGCCGCGAUGCAGACAUCGGACGCCUUCCUUGAAGCAUGGCAUCAAGCUCACGCGUCGGUCAAGCGGUACCUGUAUACGGAUCGGAGCCAUUUCCCGUACUACUCAAACAACAACCGCGCCACUGGCCAGCCGUACGCCAUGUGGAUUGAUAGUCUUGGUGCAUUCUAUCCAGGGCUUCUGGCCUUGGCAGGCGAAGUGGAAGAGGCCAUUGAAGCGAAUCUGGUCUAUACAGCUCUUUGGACCCGUUACUCUGCGCUGCCGGAACGCUGGUCCGUCCGCGAGGGCAACGUCGAGGCGGGCAUCGGCUGGUGGCCAGGCAGGCCCGAGUUCAUCGAGUCCACAUAUCACAUCUAUCGUGCUACUCGAGACCCCUGGUAUCUGCACGUCGGCGAGAUGGUUCUCCGGGACAUUCGGCGUCGAUGCUUUGCCGAAUGUGGCUGGGCUGGGCUCCAGGAUGUCCAGACGGGAGAGAAGCAAGAUCGCAUGGAGAGCUUCUUCUUGGGAGAAACAGCUAAAUACAUGUACUUGCUAUUCGACCCAGACCAUCCGCUCAAUAACUUUGAUGCCCCCUAUGUCUUCACCACAGAAGGCCAUCCGCUCGUCAUACCAAAGAGUAAGAGAGGGGUCGCUAAUCGGGAGAGCAAUCGCAGCAUAAAGAAGGGCAAGGACGUUGCGGUCUAUAGCUAUUACGAUGAAAGCUUCACAAACUCAUGCCCUGCACCUCCGCCGCCUUUGACAAAUCGACUAAGCGGCUCGGCCACCGCUGCCAGGCCAGACUUAUUUUCUGUUUCCCGCUUCACAGAUUUAUAUCGGACUCCAAAUGUACAUGGGCCUAUAGAAUUGGUUGAAAUUAAUGACAGAAAGAAGGGCCGGGUGAUGAGGUAUAGGGCGCUUUCCAACCACACCCUUUUCCCAUGGACUCUUCCGCCGACUAUGCUCCCCGAGAACGGCACUUGCGUUGCUCCUCCCGAGCGAGUUAUAUCCUUGAUCGAGUUUCCGGUCAGCGAUCUUACCAGCGGCAUGGGGGCGCACUUUGGCGCACAAUUGUCAUGGCAGAGCCAUCUGGGGCCGACAAUCACCGUGUUGGAGGGGCUGCGACUUCAGCUCGAGCAGGUGUUUGACUCUGACUCGAGCACCUAUAGGUGGAGGAUCACGCAUAUCGGCAAUACCCAACUAGGCCGAUACGAGACAGUCUUCUUCCAUGCCGAACACGUCAGACAUCUCAAGGACGAGGCUUUUUCGUGCAAGAGACGGAGGGACUCUGUGGAGAUUGAGCUACUGGUAGACAACCCAGAGCAGCAGAAUAAUAACAGCACGCUCGUGGUUUCCGAGGAUCUCAUAGCGGCUGAGAGCGAUGACAUAAUGGACAAUGACACACUCAACGCCGGAUCGCUGGGUUCCGACUCGUUAUUUCAAUCAAUACUCCGCGCUGUGUCUUCUGUCUUUGAACCAGUUUACACCGCAUUACCAGAGCCCGACCCAAGCAAGAGCGGCGCCAUGAUAUAUAGCUGGGACGCCUACACGUCCACCGGUCCCGGCUCAUACCCCGUCCCGGCCAUCUUGGAUACUCCCAUCACCGGCAACCCGUUCUACAAGUACAGAGACCCGGCUGCCAACUUUCCCUGGUCAACCGUCUACCUCGCAGAUCAAGCCUGCGACGGGCCGCUCCCCGCGUCUGCGGCUCGAGAACACCAAGUCAUUGUCAUGCUGCGCGGAGGGUGCUCCUUCAGCCGGAAGCUGGACAAUAUCCCUAGCUUCUACCCCAGCGAGAGAUCGCUCCAGCUAGUCAUUGUUCUCGAUGAGCCAUCUGCCGAUGACAAUGAUGACGAUGACGAUGACGACAGAGGCAAUAUGCCCAGGCCGCUGCUAGAUACAGAGCAGGUGACACCAAAGGGCAUGAAGCGCUUACAUGGUAUUCCCAUGGUCCUCAUGGGAGCUUCAAGAGGCGACUAUGAGCUCUUUAGGCAGGCAACGAGGGUUGGUAUGAGGAGAAAGUACCGUGUUGAGAGCCAGGGACUCAUUGUGGAGAAUGCCGUUGUCUUGUAG